UGCCCGCCAGUGAGCGUCUGUCAAGCUGCGCUGGGUGCGGGCGGCCGCUGCAGACAGCCGGAGGCACUGGCGCUCCGCAGCGGCAUGCGAGAAGACCGGGAGCGAUCGACGGACUGAAACUGCCAGCGCUGUCGAGGAUACUUCUCCUUGAGGCUCGAGGGGACGUGUUGGAGCGAGGCUGUGAGAUACGCAGGAAGCGCUGGGCGGCUACACAAUGACCGCCAGGCAGUACCAGGUGCCGCCGCAGCUGGAAGCGUUACUGCUAGAGUUUACGGUGAACGUGCUGGUGAGCCAGCCGGCCGACCUGGUCGCCUUUGCCGUGCAGUAUUUCAGCCGGCUACGGCGAGGCAGCAGCAGCAACCAGCUAUCGCCGGCAGUUAAUAGCAGACACGAGUCGGUUUCCGACCUCGACUCGGUCAUCUCUGAGGAUGAAGCACCACCAAAGAGCUGCGCCAGCCGGCGAAAAUCGGUAUUCGCGGAGGCGUACAACCCGGAGGAGGACGACGACGAAACCCUUAAAGCGGUGGUGUACCCCAAAUCUGACGAGCAGCGCGCCAGACUUGCGGACGCCGUCCGCAACAUCUUCCUGUUUCGCUCCCUGGACCCGGCCCAGAUUCAGGAGGUGCUGGAUGCGAUGUUUGAGAAGAAGGUGUCCCCUGGUGAGGACGUCAUUCGACAGGGCGACGACGGUGACAACUUCUACGUCAUCGAGAGCGGACACUACAGCAUCUUUGUACAGACGGAUGCCUCUCAAUCGCCGGUGAAGGUGGGCAGCUACGACCAGACGGGCAGCUUCGGCGAGCUGGCGCUGAUGUACAACAUGCCACGCGCAGCCACGAUACAGGCGGACUCGGAGGGAUCGCUAUGGGCGAUGGAUCGACAGACGUUUAGAAGGAUCGUCCUCAAGAACGCCUUCAAAAAGCGGAAAAUGUACGAGCAACUCCUGGAGACAGUGCCGAUGCUCAAAACGCUAGAGCCGUACGAGCGGAUGAACCUGGCGGACGCCCUGGUGCCUCAGUCCUUCCAGCCGGGAGAGAUCAUCAUCGAACAGGGCGACGAUGCCGACGGCAUGUAUUUCGUGGAGGAGGGAACUGUGCGUAUCGCGCGAGCCGAACAUGGUCAGGAAGAAGUCCAGAUCAACACCAUCGAGAAGGGCGGCUACCUGGGCGAGCUGGCGCUCAUCACCAAGAACCCGCGCGCGGCGUCCGCCUACGCCGACGGCCCGGUGCGGCUGGCUUUCCUCGACCGCGAGGCGUUCGAGCGCCUGCUCGGUCCCUGCAUGGACGUGAUGAAGCGCGAGAUGCAGCACUAUGAGGCGGAGCUGCAGCGAGUGUUUGGUGCCAGCGUGCACAUCGCCGAACUGCGAUAAGCGGGCGUGCGGGCAGCGCACGGGCGGGCCUAGGCGGCGCGGUCGGGAUGCAGGCGAGCGGCAAGGGCGUGCGCAGCCCGUGCGACGGAGGGGGAGCGGGCGCAAGUGGAUGGUGGUGGAGCGAGAGGUGGGGAAGGGAAGUGGCUUUCCUAAUAAGUUGAUUUCGGUCGCCGUGCCCAUUCUUUGGCUUGCGUCCUGCGGUGUGGGCUCCGUGCGGACGCUGACAGGGGGUUCAGAAGCGAGUGACGGUCGCAGGUCGACUGGAAAGUGUAUAAGUGCAGGCCUUCGGCCUUCGGACGGCUACAGUGCUGUUUGUCACCCGCAAGCCCAGAUCAGCUGUGCUGCGCAUUGCGGCUGUGGGCUCAUUCACGUUCAACGUGGUGACCCGCCGGUACAAGCCAACGAGCAGUCGGAACGUCCGUGUUUGAUACCUGCCGCCUAGUCGUGUUUGGUGUGAUAGUGUAGGUCAAUGUUGUGCCUCGGAAGUUUAAGUGGGUUUGGUGUGAAAAUUGCUAUUCUGCUGCAUUCAGACGUUUCCAAAGAGACGGCUGCUGGAAUGCAAAUAGCUGAGCCUGAGCAACUGGAAUCGCUUUGGCGUGUCAAAUCGGCCCCAUCUCGCUCUGUGUUCAUACAAUAACGUCAAGACCAUGUUGUUACCAUUACACUUGGGCAGUCAUUCUCGUGCGCAGGUAUAAUCUCUGCUCUGCUGUCAUCGUCGGUGUUCGCCGCUCGGGUCUUUGCCAUGUGACGCGGCAAACCGGGGACGAUAGUGCUGCCCUCUCGUCUGUAAUGAGCAGAGUGCAGAGUCGUCUAGCGGUGGAAUGUUAUAGCAGAGCAGUUAAUCAAAACCUACUUAUUUCUGUAAAUGACCUCACCAUAUCAAAUAAAUAUGAUCCAGA
Molecule: messenger RNA, 2268 nt
Organism: Pollicipes pollicipes
Lineage: Eukaryota; Metazoa; Arthropoda; Thecostraca; Pollicipedomorpha; Pollicipedidae
Gene: Pka-R2
Product: cAMP-dependent protein kinase type II regulatory subunit
Exons: 9
Coding region: 215-1369 (384 amino acids)
Biological process (GO): negative regulation of cAMP-dependent protein kinase activity
Cellular component (GO): cAMP-dependent protein kinase complex; cytosol
Molecular function (GO): cAMP binding; protein kinase A catalytic subunit binding; cAMP-dependent protein kinase inhibitor activity
Source: RefSeq, a predicted model, not a curated record